CUUUCAGGUCGUCCGGUUGAACGGUCGUCCGGUCGGAUGGCGAUCCAUUCAAACAUCCGAUGAAAAUGGUGCUUCAAUUAAGGUUUUUUAACUUCUGAUUAACAAAAAUCUAGACUCGUAUCCUCGUUCUCAAAAAGGUUUGUAAUUUAGAAAAAAAAAAAAAAAAAAACUUAAUUCCGUUAUGAUUUGUAAACGGCGGAGUAUGAGUUUGGAUUACAAUCCAAUUUGCCUAAAUAAAAAGGCAGGCCCAUUAGGUGGUCAGGGGAAGAAUAUAAUACGUGGCGGCUGUUGUUAAUUAAACAACCAUGCAUACCCUGCUUCUUCUCCAGAAAUCGUAACGUAACGAUGAGCUUGUGCAGACCCAUGGUAUCCACAUCUUUUUGGGUAAAACCCACGCAGGCGGACCGCAGCUCCCACCCUCCAUCGUUUCUCACACUCAACCGCCCCCCUCCAUCGUUUCGAUCAAUCGGAAUUAAGGAUGCAUACUAUGGUACUUUAUUGAGGGAGUAUCACAACAUUCCUUUUGCUAAAGGCUGUUGUACCGAAAUAGGUACUGAAACAGUAACAUUUCGUUUAACCAACCGUGAUAGGACCCCAGACGAACUAUCAACUUUUAAAAUACUUGGACCUGGAAUGAUUAUCUUGAAGAAUUACCUGAGCCUCAAGGACCAGGUAUGUGUCUUCCGUUAAUUGCAUGUGUUUUUUUAUCACACAUUUUGAGGGGAGAAGAUAGAUACGCCUUGCAGAGAAUGGCGGAAGCUCUUUUAUGUAGCAAGUUGAAACAAAAUGUUAUUUCAAUUUACCUAUAUGUAACCUUUUUAACAAGCAAAUAGUUUCUA
This is a messenger RNA of Helianthus annuus (common sunflower), 839 nucleotides long. RefSeq lists its product as uncharacterized. Lineage: Eukaryota; Viridiplantae; Streptophyta; Magnoliopsida; Asterales; Asteraceae. The coding region runs from base 346 to 690 and encodes 114 amino acids. The record is from RefSeq and is a predicted model, not a curated record. The transcript has 3 exons.